AUGUUAGAAAAGGUAAUUAGAGAAACGAAUUGUAACAAUGGAAUAGUAUUGGGAAACUCGAACAUACAUAUCUUGGCUUAUGCCGACGAUAUAGCCAUAUUAGGAGAAACUGAAGAAACGGUUAAAAAGUAUGCAGGAAAUUCAUCAUGAUGGCUAGUAAGGUUGGACUGGAGAUAAAACAGAGUACAUGAUAUUCAGUCACCAGGACAGAGAAUAUCAACAAGGUCAAUCUAUGAAUGUAGAAGAGCGUGUAUUCAAAAGAGUCACACAUUUCAAGUACUUGGGGCACUUGCUAACACAAGAUAAUGACCUGAAGAUGGAAGUCAGUGCUAGGAUACAAAAAGGCAACAAAAGUUUUUUUGGUCUUGGAAAAGUACUGAGCUCAGGAAAAUUAUCGACUAACCUGAACAUACAAAUGUACAUGACUCUGAUACGACCCAUAGUACUGUAUACCGCGGAAACAUAACCACUUAGGAAAGCAGAAGAAACCAGAAUAAAAGUAUUUGAAAGGAGAAUCCUACGGAAAAUCUAUGGCCCAUGCUUGGACACAAACAUAGGUGAAUGGCGUAAAUGUCAUAAUAAAGAACUCGAGGAGCUAUUCCAGAGACCGAACAUCGCGAACGAAAUCAAGAAAAGGAGAUUAACCUGGGCAGGACAUGCAUGGUGGAGAGUAGGAUCCACAGCCAGAACAACAAUCGAAGAGAACCCGGUUGGUAAGAGACCCCUCAAAAGACCACGCUUAUGUUGGGAAGACUGUGUAAAAAGAGACACGGAAAGCAUUGAACCAGAGAUACCAUGGAGAGUAGCAGCAGAAAAUAGGGAUAGAUGGAGAGAAAUUUGUUUGGCGGUAUGGUUUCAAUGA
Molecule: messenger RNA, 862 nt
Organism: Cinara cedri
Lineage: Eukaryota; Metazoa; Arthropoda; Insecta; Hemiptera; Aphididae
Source: the annotation of a GenBank genome assembly